AGUCGGCCAACUGACGUCGCUACCGCUCCCCCAGUCAGUCAGUCACUCGUGUGGGAUUCAGAAACAUGGCCGCUGUGAAAGCUCUGUGCAGAGUAGAUACUUUAUUGUUUAAACAUGUUUCAGGUCAAGGCAGAAUUAAAAUAAGCGUCGGCCACAAUCCUUUGAGCAAGGUAUGUGGCUGCUACUUAUCGACCUCCAGUCAGAGAAGUGCAAAGUUCUACUCUGAUCCCACAGAGGCGGUGAAGGACAUCCCGAAUGGGGCAACGGUGCUUGUGGGAGGGUUUGGAUUGUGUGGAAUACCGGAGAAUCUCAUCAACAGUUUGCUGAAAACAGGCGUGAAGGAUCUCACUGCUGUCAGCAACAAUGCAGGAGUGGAUAACUUUGGUCUUGGGCUGCUUCUGAAGACCAAGCAGAUCAAGAGGAUGAUCGCCUCGUAUGUCGGGGAGAAUGCUGAGUUUGAGCGACAGUAUCUUUCUGGAGAGCUGGAGGUGGAAUUGACGCCACAAGGCACUCUGGCAGAAAGAAUCAGGGCAGGGGGCGCUGGGAUCCCAGCUUUCUUCACAGCUACUGGAUAUGGCACGCUCAUCCACCAGGGAGGAUCCCCCAUUAAGUACAACAAAGACGGCAGCAUUUGCAUUGCCAGCGAGAAGAGAGCGGAGCAGGAGUUUAAUGGCAGACACUACAUUAUGGAGAAGGCCAUCACCGGUGACUUCGCUCUGAUUAAAGCUUGGAAGGCUGACAAGGCGGGAAACAUUGUUUUCAGGAAAACAGCCAGAAACUUCAACCAGCCCAUGUGCAAGGCUGCCAAAACCACCGUCAUUGAGGUGGAGGAGGUGGUUGAUGUUGGAACUUUUGCUGCAGAAGACAUCCACAUUCCCAGCAUCUACGUCCACAGAGUGGUCCAGGGAGCCGGUUAUGAAAAACGCAUUGAGAAACGCACAGUGAAGAAAGGUCAGGAGGAGAAGCCAAAACCCAAGAAGGACUCGGACAUCGUCAGAGAGCGGAUCAUCCGACGUGCUGCCUUGGAAUUUGAGGAUGGGAUGUACGCUAAUCUAGGUAUUGGCAUCCCCAUGCUGGCCAGCAAUUUCAUCAAACCUGACAUCACUGUACACCUCCAGAGUGAAAAUGGAAUUUUAGGACUGGGCCCGUACCCCUCAGAAGAUGAAGUGGAUGCAGACCUGAUCAACGCUGGAAAGGAGACUGUGACGGUUCUGCCUGGUGCCGCCUAUUUCUCCAGUGAUGAGUCAUUUGCCAUGAUCCGGGGGGGUCACGUCAACCUGACAAUGCUGGGAGCCAUGCAAGUGUCAAAACAUGGAGAUCUGGCCAACUGGAUGAUUCCGGGUAAAAUGGUGAAGGGAAUGGGUGGAGCCAUGGACUUGGUGGCGAGCGCUGGAACUAAGGUUGUGGUGACUAUGGAACACUCAGCAAAGGGGGGGAAACACAAGAUUUUGGACACGUGCAGCCUACCUCUGACAGGAAAGGAGUGUGUGGACCGCAUUAUCACCGAAAAGGCCGUGUUUGAUGUGGAUAAGACAAAAGGCCUGACUCUGAUCGAGAUUUGGGAGGGGCUCACUCCCGAGGAUAUCAAGGCCUGCACUGGAGCUCCCUUUGAGGUGUCUCCAGAUCUGAAGCCCAUGCAGCAAAUCUAAGGAGGAAUAAAAGAGAAGCUUGUCAGUCUUGUGUUUUUGAAUGUAGACAGUAACUGUGUAGUCCUCAGCAGUUAAAUCAGCAGGUACCUUUGGUCUCCUAACAGAGAAGCCUGAUUCAACUUGUCUUACUCUCUACCUGUUAGAUGAAUUCCUAAAGUGUCGGUCUGAUUGUUCUUUAGAAAAAGAAUUCAGGAAAAGAAGGCGGCCAUGUUGGACAUUUUGUUUUGUCUUUAAAAUAUGAUCGAUGCUCCAACACUGGAGUGAAAAGAGUGACUUCAGACAUGCAUGCAGUCCUCGCAGCAGCUUUUGCUUCUUGGCACUUGAAUGGGAUCUCAAUAAAACUGUAACUCUGUCUGUACAAAAACUGGACAAAACAUGGACAAACUCAAUGCCUUUCUAAUUUUGUCAAACAUACAAUAAAACUGGUCGAAUCAUAUUUUGAACAUUUAGACUGAUGUUGUCCGUUGCUGACUGUAAUCUGAUGUAUGGAUUUGAAUAUUCCAAAAAUUUGUUUUAUUACCAAAAUUCAAUGAAGCGGGUGAUCUAACAUAAUCAAACUGG
This is a messenger RNA of Synchiropus splendidus (mandarinfish), 2210 nucleotides long. It is a transcript of the gene oxct1a, whose product is annotated as 3-oxoacid CoA transferase 1a. Lineage: Eukaryota; Metazoa; Chordata; Actinopteri; Syngnathiformes; Callionymidae. Gene Ontology annotation, molecular function: succinyl-CoA:3-oxo-acid CoA-transferase activity. The transcript has 17 exons. The record is from RefSeq and is a predicted model, not a curated record. Bases 66 to 1649 code for a protein of 527 amino acids. Gene Ontology annotation, biological process: ketone body catabolic process. Gene Ontology annotation, cellular component: mitochondrion.